This is a messenger RNA of Spodoptera frugiperda (fall armyworm), 1832 nucleotides long. Its product is annotated as mitochondrial coenzyme A diphosphatase NUDT8. Bases 179 to 868 code for a protein of 229 amino acids. The record is from RefSeq and is a predicted model, not a curated record. Gene Ontology annotation, molecular function: coenzyme A diphosphatase activity. Lineage: Eukaryota; Metazoa; Arthropoda; Insecta; Lepidoptera; Noctuidae. The transcript has a single exon.
AUAAUUUGACAAUGCCAUUCUGUCAAAAUGCCAGUUCUAACCUUUGCUCCUUGUAUAUUUAUCUUCUAUUAUGAAAUAAAAAUACAUUAAGUAACUGCUUCAUGAAUAUAAGCAACAACAAGCAAGGCAUUUGACGUUUGUUGGACUUUACACUCGGUGAUAAUUUACAUACAUUUGAAUGAAGUCUAUUCACAAAGUUAUCAAAUUAAGCAUGUCUCUAACUCCAGAAAUCCUGUUAUCUAGUGCGGCAAGAGAAAGGUGUAUUUCUAACAUAAAUGAAUUACCGUCUUUUAAUAUAAGAGGUGGGAGCCCGAAGAACACAGCGUCUGUGUUGGUUCCUGUAUGUGUGGAUAACGGUGAGGUCUGUCUUCUGUAUACUUUGAGAUCGAGCAACUUGAGCUCGCACAGCGGUCAAGUGUCCUUUCCCGGCGGGAAAAUUGACAAAGACGAGACCGUGUACGAUGCUGCUCUACGGGAAGCGGAAGAAGAAAUAGGUGUGCCUGCCGAAGACAUAAAUAUUUGGACCAAAAUGAAGCAAGUUCAAGGCAGAGAUGGCAACAUGUUGAUCACACCUGUUGUGGGCGAGAUUAUGAAUUUUGACAUGGAUAAGUUGACUCCAAACGAAGGUGAAGUAGCUGAUAUAUUCACAAUUCCUAUGAAAGUGUUCUGUGACACAAACAACCAUGGUUGCUAUAAAUACAAUAAUUUUGCUAUACCAGUUUACAAUGGUGGCAAACACACAGUUUGGGGCAUCACAGGCAUGAUUACACACAUGUUCUUAAAUUCCUUUUUACCCAAAGAACUGUACUGUCCAGACUUUUUAAAAAAAGAAUAUAAACUCCAUGAGUUGUUGCCUGCUAAGCUAUAAAUAAACUGGACAAUGAAUAGACAAUUUUAAAUAUUUUUUUAUCCUUUAUACAUGGGUCUGGAGCUGUUGUAAGAAAUCCUAUAUUGUGUAAUAAGCUUUUAUAUCUUAAGUACAUAAUGAAUAUUAUAUAUAGUAGUUAGUACAUAUAAAUUAUCUGAAGUACAACUGAUCAUAUAGAAAAUAGUAAGUGAUGAGACACAGCUGUAAAAUUAACUUAAUUCUGUAACAAAUUAUGAAUUGGAAGUGACUUUAUUAUUGUGUUUUAAAUGUACAUUUUCAUGGAACAAUGAGAUGCUCAUUGUUACAUUGUCUUAUUUUUGUUUCAUUGCAAUGGACUUAAUUUUUUUUUGUUUUUUCAGAAGUUAUUAAUCUGUAAAUCCAAUUGUUAUUUUUCUAUGUUAUUUUAUAUUAUGGUGGGCAGGACCCAGUUUUCACAGGAGGCUGUUGUAAUUAGUUUUUACAAUCAGUAUUUUAUAAAAAUGCAAUGUAGCUGCAGAUGUUGGUAUUCUUUAUACUUAAUUCAAACUUCAUUUUAUUAAUGGUUGACUUGAAUUAUCUCGAAUCUUACAAAAAGUGUUUCUUUUUAUUGUAAUUUAGCAUAUAGUAUUGCUACAAUUUCUGAACUGCUAAACAACAAACAUGCAAUAUUGAAUUUUAUUACAUACAACUCAUUUUCACUUAAAAUAUUAGAUAGGAAAUUCUGUGUUGCUAUGUUUAGAUAUACUGGUAAAUCUAUAUAAAUAUUAGUUCAUCAUAUUAUACUAAAUUAUCUAUGUAAAUGUUAAGAGUACCAACAUAUGCACAAAACCUCUUUGCAGACUAUUCCACUAUCAGCAAGUGAUAAGAUUCUGUUGUAUAUUAGAAAAUAAUACAAUCUCUGUGGUGAUAAGUUAUUUAUUAUAAGUACACAUAGUGUAUUAUGUCAGACAUAUAUAUAGUUAUAAUAAAUAUAUGAACAUAUCAA